Messenger RNA from Ogataea parapolymorpha DL-1, 1164 nucleotides. RefSeq lists its product as uncharacterized. The record is from RefSeq and is a predicted model, not a curated record. The transcript has a single exon. Bases 1 to 1164 code for a protein of 387 amino acids. NCBI's taxonomy places the organism in Eukaryota, Fungi, Ascomycota, Pichiomycetes, Pichiales, Pichiaceae.
AUGCCCUCGCCCGUGUUCUUCUCGCACCCACCUCCGGGGUUUUCGAUUCUCUCAAUUCUGCGAGGUAUCCAGCUGUCUCUGAUUGGCUCCUACAGGGCCGCAUUGAACCCAAACCUGCUGAACACCAAGUACUAUUCCAAAGCUCUCAAUAUAAUGAAAUGGUCCAUAAUACUCCAUGUGAUAAUGAAUAUCCCGCUGAUUGCAGCCACUAUUUUCCUCCGAUUUCUAGAGCUUUUCCUGUUAUCGCAUGAGACUGUGGCGUUAGUGCUAGACAAGCUCAAGUUCUUCCAGAUGCAUCUUCUCAACAUCAACCCGUUCCUGAUCAUGUCGUUCAGAUUUUUCACUAACGACCUGGACGAUGUGUAUUUCGAGUCAUUGCGUUUUGCAGACAGAGUGUAUGCUCAAAAACAUCCAGACAAACCCAAAACAUACGCAGCAAACUUAGAGCAUUGCGAAAAGUACAUGAAGACAGUUGCUCCCGACCCUAGACCGCAAACACCUUCGUAUCUGUUGCAACAGAUCAAUUCACUGAAACCUGAAUUUUUCAACACUACCUGGAUGCCCAAGAUAACAAACUUCAAUGGGUUCGCUGAAUUUGCGGUGUCCUACAUCUACAACACUGCAUUGUCUAUAGUACUGUUUUUCCUAGCCAAGACGCCUUACGUUGGCGCUCUUGUGUUCCCGGUGGCCACAUUCAAGAACCUCAACAGGUCCAUAGGAACAUUCUACGCACUUGUAAUAGUGUUUAUUACGUUUCUUCUACCGGAGACAUAUUCCUUGUUCUUGCUGAACACCAUUUUUGGCUCGAAACAACUCAUGAUGCUUCUGCUGAGACCGUACUUCAAGUGUCUGCCUCUCAACCCUCAGCAGCGCGAGCUGUGGUACCUUUCGAGAAUAGGCUGUCUCUAUGGGUUCAGUCUCAUGUUCUAUCUAUUGCUAAGACUACCUAUUAUCGGCCUGCUGGUUUACGGCGUGGCAGAGGCAGCAACGGGCCAUUUGACCACCAAAAUCAGCGAUCCACCUCCAAACGUCACCGGCCCUCUUCUGCAGCAAUGGGCCCAGGAGCAAUGUCUGUGGAACAAGGAGUACUAUGACGAGAUCCAUGAUAUUAUGGGCGAUAUCGAACCUACCAUACCUGGAACAUUUAAGGAACGCACCGAAUGA